This is a messenger RNA of Biomphalaria glabrata, 5328 nucleotides long. Its product is annotated as peroxisomal ATPase PEX1-like. Gene Ontology annotation, molecular function: ATP binding; ATP hydrolysis activity. Gene Ontology annotation, cellular component: cytosol; peroxisome; peroxisomal membrane. NCBI's taxonomy places the organism in Eukaryota, Metazoa, Mollusca, Gastropoda, Planorbidae. Bases 249 to 4535 code for a protein of 1428 amino acids. The transcript has 27 exons. The record is from RefSeq and is a predicted model, not a curated record. Gene Ontology annotation, biological process: protein import into peroxisome matrix.
AAAUCAGUAAACAAAAAGUUAUAAUAGAAACAUUCAGAUCUAGAUCUAUCUAGAUCUAGAAUCUAGGGUAUAGACUUAUAUCUAUGUAGACUCUAUUUAUAAAUCUAUACAUAGAUACACACUAGGUCUAGAUCUAUGGUUUACAUUUAGCUAGAUUUGAUUUUGAUCUAAUCUGAAUCUCACUGAUUCUAGAUCUAGAUUAGAACUUUUUAAAGCUUCAAGAUCCAGGAUAAGGUCUUUUUCUAAUAAUGAAUACCUCAACUGUCAUAUUAAAAUUUGGACAAGAAAAAAAUUGCUUUUUACAUCUUUCUGACCGAGUGGGUCGAUCUUCCAACACUGCCAGUAAUCAUCAUGAGGUGAUUGUAUAUGAGACAGAAGUACCAUCUGGACAGAAAGCUUAUUUCACAGUCGUGGGCAACAAUGUCGAACUCAAUUCUGGGGACACUGUAGAAUUGAGUAAAGACUAUGCCAGUAAACUUGGAUUCAAAGAGGACAAUGAAUUUCCUAUGCCCUUAAAAGCUUUGGGUCAAAUUCCUUCCGCCAAGCGUGUCCUGGUGGACCCUUACACAGUGGAUGACUGGGAACUCAUUUCCAGUCAGCCAUCACUAGUUGAAAGUCAAAUUUUAAAUCAAGUCAGAGUUGUUUGGCCUGGACAGUUACUGCCAAUCUGGAUCAAAAAAUAUAUGUGCAUCACUCUGAAAAUAAGUAGCAUAGAACCUGAAGGACCUUGUGUGCUCCUGGAACCAAAUUCUGAAAUUAUUAUAAACCAAAAGAGAAGAAUGAUCAGUGCACCCAGUACACUUGGCAUACGACAUUCUCCAUCCAAUGAGAAUGUCAAACGAUGGGAUUCCCUAGACAAUGGAUUAGAUACACUGGAACCAAAACCCUUGCACAGCCCCAGCAAAAGUCAUAAUGAUAUUACCAAGCGAAAUUUUCGCAGACGAAAUGUCACCAAUCCAGAGAAUCGAUAUAGCCAGACAAUGCAUAGACAAACCUCUGUCAUGAGUUGGAUGAGACUCUCCUUGUAUUUUGUUACCAGCACUAGAUUUAAAUCAUGUCCGCAAGGCACACUGUGGUGGGCAUUUUUCCAGCAGCCUCCUGUGGACCCUAAAAAGUCUCCAGAUGCAGGGUCAGCUAUAGAUUUUUCCAUGAGCAAGCAGCCAUCUAGAAGUGGUGUCCUCAGAGUUCAGCCAAUGAAAAUAAGGCACAGGCUAGACCAGAGUUUUCCUAUCAAUAAAUCGGCCGUCCAUCAACAGAUAACCACAAGAGUAUCCUCAAAAGACCUGGGAAAGGUUGAACCCAGCCCUGUCAAUAAGAGCCACUUUAAUGUCCCUUAUGAAAUCUUUCAGCCAUCUACAGUAUACGUGGAUGCAGAAAGCUCAAAAAAUGAACGCCUCCUGCACCCGUACGUACCAGUGCUGCCCUCUGUUUUCAUCGCUAGAAUGAAGAAACUCCCAUCUCCGGCUGAAAAAGCACUUAAAUCAAGCAAGAAUGUCACCACAACCGCUGGGCAGGGAGACAACCCAGAGAACAAUGGCCAAGCUAUAGAGGCUUCCAAUUUCAAUGACGGGUGUUAUGUCAGGGUGGUUGCGAUAGACAGAAAGGCUGGUCUGACAGAUAAGCUUUGGCUUAAUGCAGUCGAUGAGGUUCUAAGUGAGCAGCCAUUAUUAUUUGGUCAUGUCAUUAUACCAGACUCUUUGAGGGGCCAGUUAAAACUAGAAGCUACUAGUUCUGUUUGGUUAAAAACUGGUUCAUUUGAACCAAUCAUACUAAAAAAAGUCAAUAUCUUUUGUGUGAAAAGUGCUCUUCCCAAAGGUGUGUCCCUGGACUCUCUGAAGGCUUCUUUUGUUCAUUACAUCAAGCAGUGUGCUGAUAUCAAGCAUCCUAUUGUAGUUUUCCAAGGAAUGUUAAUUAAGUUUAUGACCAUCAUAGGGACACCAGUAGAGGUUCAGCUAACUUUCUCUGGGGACAACCCAGCUAAUAUAAAUGACUUCACUUUGUUGAGCGAAGCCAACAUUGAUUCUGUAUUGUUGGUUGUGGAACAAGAUGACAAGGCUGAUAAGCUAGGGGUCAUCAGCAAUAUCUUACCUUCUCAGCCUGUUGAUCCAAAACCUUUGACUAAUAAACUUACAAACUUAGGAGGAAUGGAUGAAAUUAUUGAUCAAGCUAUCUCACACAUUCAUGCAUGUCUGGGUGUGAGACCUUUGAGCCAGCACAACUUUUUGCCUCAUGUUGGACUUUGCCAUGGUUUCUUGCUCAUCACCGGGCCCAAUGGUUGUGGCAAGUCAUCUGUGAUCAGAGCCAUUGCAGCCAAGCUGAGUGACCUGCCGGUAUUGGCUCAUGUUAAUUAUGUCGAUUGCAAAUCUUUAAGAGGGACUCCACUGCCCAUUAUAAAAAGAUCUCUGGAGGCACAGUUUGAUGAGUCAGCAUGGAGGGAGCCUUCACUGAUUCUUUUGGACAAUCUUGACAGCAUUGUGCCUGCCCCAGCUGGACCUGAAAUGGAAAUGAGUGCAGAGACUAUCAUUGCCUCUAAAGUGUCCCAAGUUUUGCAAGCUAUCAUCAAAUACGAGAUAGAAAACAACAGCAGAAUUAUGGUCCUUGCCACCAGCAAAUCUAGGUCAUCAUUGCAUCCUUCACUGGUCACCACUCAGGGAAUACAUUUCAUUCAGAAGACUUUGGACAUUGGCUUUCCUAAUAAAGCUACCAGGGAAAAAAUUUUGAAAGCUGUGUUAGCAGGACAGUUGGGUCUGUCACAUAAAAACAGUCAGUGGCUGGAGCUUAGUUUACUGGCUGCAAAGACAGAAGGUUAUGUGGCCAGGGACUUGGAGUCAUUAGUCAACAUGGCCAUCCACAAUAAACUUGUUAGAACCAGAGAGGCUCCUAAAAAUGGCUUACUCUUGACAUUUGAUGAUUUUGAGGAUGCUUUGCAUACUUUCAAGCCUGUCUCCGUGAGACACAUUCAGCUGCACAAACCUGGAGAGCUUGGAUGGUCAGAUGUCGGAGGACUGGCACAUGUCAAGACAUCCCUUGAAGAAACUUUAAAAUGGCCUUCAAAGUACCCAGAGCUGUACAAUGCUUGUCCACUUCGCAUGAGAUCAGGGAUACUGCUGUAUGGAGCUCCAGGAACUGGCAAGACACUUCUGGCUGGCGUUGUGGCUAAGGAAUGUGGACUUCAUUUUAUUAGCAUCAAGGGUCCAGAACUACUGAAAAAGUAUAUAGGUGCUAGUGAACAGUCUGUGAGGGAGCUUUUCAUUAGAGCCCAAAAUGCCAAGCCGUGCAUACUUUUCUUUGAUGAGUUUGACUCAAUUGCACCCAAGCGUGGCCAUGACAACACUGGAGUUACUGACAGAGUAGUGAAUCAGCUGUUGACCCAAUUAGAUGGAGUAGAAGGUCUUCAAGGUGUGUUUGUAUUGGCUGCUACCAGUAGACCAGACCUCAUUGACCCAGCUCUCCUGAGACCAGGCCGGCUAGACAAAUCAAUUUUGUGUGAAAUGCCAAACAUUAAUGACAGGCAUGAGAUUCUGCUGGCUCUCUCACAUAAAAUGACACUGGGCAGUGAUGUUGAUCUCCUUGAGAUAGCCCAAAUGUGUGAACACUUCACUGGGGCAGACCUGAAGGCAUUGCUCUACAAUGCUCAGCUGAAGGCCAUUCAUGAGUUCACUGAUGGUAAUGACCUGGCCAGCUCUGUUCGUCUGAGAGGAAACAGUGUAUUGUGCUCUUCCGUUACCCAGGAUGACUCAAAGGCCAAAGUGAAGUUUCCUAACUCCAGGUCAGGAAGCUUUAAUCAUGAAUCCCCAUCACAAACCCAAACACCCAUGACUCCAAGGAACAAGAAAGAUGACUCUCCUAAAGCAAAAUUCUCACCAACAGUGUUUAGUUUUAGCGAUGAUGACAUUAUAUCAAAAAUGAAAAAUGAUCCCACUGCUGGCAGUAGUGACAAAACGUUAGAUAUUGACCUGCAUCUGCGUCCUGAAUUUUCUUUAUUAACCUCAGAGGAAGAGGUUGCAGUGAUUGGCAAGGCUUCAGAAUAUACUAAUAACACUGACUCUGCUAGUGUGUUUCCUGUGUGCAGUCAAGAGGAACCUAUGAAAUAUCGUACACAAGCAAAAAGAAAGCGACACUUAGCAAGAGAAAACAAAUUCAAUAAAGACAAAAAGAUUCAACCUGUAGAUAUUCCUAUGGAAAAUCCUGUGACUGUGUUCACUUCCUUGGAGCAUGGCUUGGCUACACUGUCACCAGAAGAUGAAGAAAGAUACCUGGCUAUGGUGAAAGAAAUUCAACGCCGAGAUGAAGAUCUGUUUCAAGCAGCCAAUGACAAGAGGCGUACCUCCUUACAGUUGGCAUGCCGACCAUCGAAUUUGCUGGAAGUGAGGCAGAGUCAUUUAAAAGAGUGUGCCAAGACCAUGAGGCCCUCAGUGUCAGCCUCUGAGAGGGAGAGAUAUUGCCAAAUCUACCAGAAUUUCAUGUCCUCCAAGACACAGCGCUUCGACAAGCCAGAGGAUCAUCGCGUGGGUUCAAGGACCACAUUGGCUUAACGAGACAGUUGGCUGGUAGAUGUACAGUACCUUGGCUGUGGACAUCUUCAGACUUGGUGUCACCAAACAUUUCUUGGCUAUUUGUGCAAUCUGUUGUCUGCUCACUUGGCAGGAUUAGAAAGCAAAGCCCACUUUAUCUUGCAUUUCUUUGUUUAAAUAUUGGGAUUAAUAACUUGGAUAUACAAGAUAUAAUGUGUGACGGAAUGAUUGAAUGAUAAUUGGAAUGUCAGUUUGAAAUAAACUGUUGUAGAAGAGAGAGAGAGAGAUUAUAUACAUAUAUAUUGUGUUUUGUAUUUCAAAAAAGUAAAGUUCCUCUUUCAGACCUUGCAGUCUAUAAGGCAGUUGAUGUAAAGGUCAUCUGUUUCUGUGGCCCUUGGUUAAAGAGGGUGUCAGGUGGCCAACGGCUAACCGCCUUUACUUUUCCCCAACUAAUGUGAGGUACGCACUAGAGCUUGGUGCACUCAGAGGCGCCCUAAGAAUUAAAAUUCCAGUCUUUACCAUAAUUUGAACCCAAAACUCUCUGUCUGGAAGCCAAGUGCUUUACCACACAGCCACCGCACCUCCUAUAUAUAUAUAUUGUAUGCUUGUUAUAAUUAAUAAUGAUAAGGAUUUUCAUUUCCAGAGACUUUUGUUACCCAUUGUGUUGAAUUUUUGCUGUACAUUUGGUUGACAAUAGGACUUUCAUUGUGUUUAAAAUGACUUCUGUAUGUAUCGGGUAAUUAUGUUGAUGAUGACAUUAUGAGUAAAAGAAAAUUAAAGAUUUUUUUAAAGGCUCAAAAGUUUCUUACUUUGA